This is a messenger RNA of Bipolaris zeicola 26-R-13, 261 nucleotides long. RefSeq lists its product as uncharacterized. The transcript has a single exon. The record is from RefSeq and is a predicted model, not a curated record. The annotation marks the transcript as partial. NCBI's taxonomy places the organism in Eukaryota, Fungi, Ascomycota, Dothideomycetes, Pleosporales, Pleosporaceae.
CGCCUGUCGCCGACUACUCGUCUCAACCUUCCGUUCCAUCUCUUCCGCAGUUCGACGCCUAGUUUAGCAUACGCUAGCGACUUGAGCCGCGUGCUGCAUGUUGCUAAAUUGCAACACCAUGCAUGGAGCCAUUCAUUUGCCGUCUCUGUCCUCUCACCGCUCAUGCUUGAAAGAUCCUACCGCUCAGCGUGCUCUAUCGCAACGGCUCAUGGCGCCACUGCAGCGCAAUGCUGGCAAUGCCUGCUGCCGGAUUCCUUGUAA